Molecule: messenger RNA, 1230 nt
Organism: Daldinia decipiens
Lineage: Eukaryota; Fungi; Ascomycota; Sordariomycetes; Xylariales; Hypoxylaceae
Product: mediator of RNA polymerase II transcription complex subunit 8-domain-containing protein
Exons: 3
Coding region: 170-931 (253 amino acids)
Biological process (GO): regulation of transcription by RNA polymerase II
Cellular component (GO): mediator complex
Molecular function (GO): transcription coregulator activity
Source: RefSeq, a predicted model, not a curated record
UGUCAAUUUAAGUCCAUCUUCAACAUCGCGUUGCAUUUGGGAGAACUCAUCUAAACCUAAGCUACCUACCUAACGCCACAUUCUUUAAAUCGUAUAGACCUUGCACUAUACACAAGGUACAUCCCAAACGUCAUAUUACUGCUUAUCACGUCCGGCCUGUCGAUAGACCAUGGCGUCGCUUAACCUUACCCAAGACGAGUUCAGAGCUAUCGAGCAGACGCGGCAGCGGCUCUCGCAGAUAUCCAGUAGCAUCGCGAGCCUUAAAUCCGACGUCUUUAUCAACAACCCGCUGCCUAGUUUAGAAUCACUCCAGACCCACACGGAGGUCCUACAAAGCAUGAUACAGAGCCUCCUCAGUGUCACGUCGCCUGCUGCAGAGAUUUUUAGCCGCAUUGCAGUGCAUCCCUCAACUAACUUCCCGGGGCGUACCCAGGAGAUGAUACUCCAAAGACUACUGCGCAAAAAGCCAGAGCCGGACAUUGCGACGUCUAUGGACGAGGGAAGAAACAUGGUGGCGGCCUUCGCUCCGCAGCCAUCUUCUCAAGGCCUUAUAGGCGCAGGUACAGGUAUUGAAAAGGGCCCAGAAGAGGAGUUGGGAAAUAUAUGGGACUCUGUGCGCAACUUCUGCGAGGAGCGCAUGAGGGAUUACGUAAUAAACGAAGGUGAUGACAUGUUCACGGAAGAGGAGCGCGAGCGGGGUGUCGAGAACGUGCGGACAGGACUUAAAAGAUCGUUUGAGGAUGAAGAGGAGGACGAUGAUGAGGAUGACGAGGAAGGAGGGGGGACGAAUGAAGACCAGGACGACGACGUUAUGAUCAUCGAUCGUCCGCCUCCACCUCCAGCACCCGCAGUUGUGACCCAGGAAAUUGAGGGCGCAGCUCUAGAGAACAUUAUGCGUUUCGCGGCGAGAGGAGAGUUUGUUACCCGCUAGGGGCCGUACAAGCUUACGAUAAAAUCUGCCCAGCCUUGCUCUGUUUACGACAUGACAUCACUAGUCGAGAAAGGGUGUAUUGGGUGGUUAGGUAUGGUUACCUAGUAAAGCGGACAUAUGUGUUACAGGAGCUGAGAAUAUCUAAUUCUAAGGAUAAUAAACUCCGAAGCUUCUAUACCUAGCAGCGGUUGGUUUUUGUUGGCGCUACUAUCCGACGCUGCCCGCCAAGUAUGCGGCCUCGGUCACCAAUUACAAAAUGAGUAGGUAAUUAACAGGUAUUCAGCCAACUAAUCUUGUUA